This is a messenger RNA of Vanderwaltozyma polyspora DSM 70294, 1107 nucleotides long. It is a transcript of the gene END3, whose product is annotated as End3p. Lineage: Eukaryota; Fungi; Ascomycota; Saccharomycetes; Saccharomycetales; Saccharomycetaceae. Gene Ontology annotation, molecular function: protein binding; calcium ion binding. The record is from RefSeq and is a predicted model, not a curated record. The transcript has a single exon. Gene Ontology annotation, biological process: endocytosis; actin cortical patch assembly; actin filament organization. Gene Ontology annotation, cellular component: plasma membrane; cytoplasm; mating projection tip. The coding region runs from base 1 to 1107 and encodes 368 amino acids.
AUGCCAAAAUUGGAACAAUUUGAAAUUAAAAAAUAUUGGCAAAUAUUCUCAGGUUUGAAACCUGUUGAAAAUAAAGUUAACCAUGACCAGGUGUUACCCAUCCUUUACAACUCUAAGUUGGAUUCAUCAAUUCUUAAUAAAAUAUGGUUUUUAGCCGAUAUAGAUGAUGAUGACAACCUGGAUUUCGAAGAAUUCGUUAUUUGUAUGAGAUUGAUCUUUGAUAUGGUUAAUAAAAAUAUAGAUAAAGUACCAGAUGAGUUACCAGAUUGGUUAAUACCUGGCUCAAAGGCAAAAUUAGUUAAAGAGAGAAAGCAAAGAAAACAAAUUGAAAACGCAGAUAUUCCAAAAGUAGAAACACCAAAAAUUGAUUGGUACAUUUCUCCUGAGGAUAAAAAAUCUUAUGAAAAUAUACUGUCUGGUAUACAAACAGCCACAGAUGGUAGUUAUUCAUAUUCAUCCACAACUCUAGUGUUAAAAUCUAAAUUCUUUAAUAUCGGCACAUCUGAUUUUGAAAAAACUUGGAAAUUAGUAAAUCCAAAAAAUUUUGCAUCCAUUGAUAAAGAUCCAACUUUAUAUUUUAUCCAUAUCUUAAGGCAGCGUAACGAUUUGGGUUGUAACAUUCCUUCUGAAUUACCUAAGGCAUUAUUGGAUUCCUUCAGCAAAGAAAGGGUAACAUAUGAUUUAAAUUCUAAUCAAAGCCAAGUAACAAGAUCAUCAAAUGUUCGUUCAAAUACAAAUAUGAGCCAACAUACGAUUGAGGCAAUAAGAAUGAAUGAAAUUCCAAGAGGUAACCCAAAUGAUGCAGCUUCUUUGGAGAUUGAAUUAAAUUCUUUGGAUGCUGAAUUAAACCGUAUAAGAGAUGAAAUAACAAGACAAGAAGAUACAAUUUUAAUCAGAGAACAAUUUGAAGGUUUGUUGAGUUACAAAGAACAGCAAUAUCAAAAGAGCAAACAAUCGAGCAUGUCACCAGUUAAAUUAAAUGCAAAAUCUAUUUCAGAUGAUUUAAGUAAUAUUGAACAACAAGUUGGAGUACUUGAAAAUUAUUUAGCAGACAAAAAAGUUGAGCUCCAACAGUUAGAGUCACAAAUUCAAUCAGUAAAUAAAUAG